Molecule: messenger RNA, 945 nt
Organism: Hansenula anomala
Lineage: Eukaryota; Fungi; Ascomycota; Saccharomycetes; Phaffomycetales; Wickerhamomycetaceae
Gene: MRPL3
Product: mitochondrial 54S ribosomal protein mL44
Exons: 2
Coding region: 1-945 (314 amino acids)
Biological process (GO): rRNA processing; primary miRNA processing; regulation of gene expression
Cellular component (GO): nucleus
Molecular function (GO): double-stranded RNA binding; ribonuclease III activity
Source: RefSeq, a predicted model, not a curated record
AUGAAUAGACUAAGAAACCCAUUCAUACUUGCGAGAUCACUUGGAUUUCAAAAUUUAAAAGUUCUAACGGAGGAAGAAGCUAGCCAAUCAGCUUUAUUAGUUGCAUUACAUAAAAGAUUGGAACUACCAAAAGAAUUCAAAUUAUCCACAUUAGCAAGAUGUCUAACAUGUCGUUCUUCACAGAAUAAAUUAGUUGACAAUUAUGGGUUAAACAUUUUAGGUAAAAACUUGUUAAGUUAUUAUGUUAGUGAACAUUUAUUAGUUCAAUAUCCAAGAUUACCAACUGUUAUUUUAAAUACAGCUAUCAACUCUUAUAUAUCUGCUGAAUCAUUAGCAUCUAUUGGGGAACAUGCUUGGGGUAUUGAAGUGGAUUCUACUUCAUCUCUACAAAAAUAUCUUAGUGAGGAACCUAUUGAAUAUAGUUAUGGUAAACUUAGAUUUGUUCCAGUCAAUUCACAAUCAGAAAAAGGUGUUACAAAAUUAUCAGGUGGUAAGCAUGAAUAUGAAACUAAAACUGCAUAUGGUUUAGCAACUAGAUCAAUUAUCGGUGCAUUAUAUGCAUCAACAAAAUCUGAACAAGCUACCAAGAAAUUUAUUAAUGAUCAUAUUUUGUCAAGAAAAUUAGAUGUUUCAAAAAUGUUUGAAUUUGAACAACCAACUAGAGAAUUAUCAAGAUUAUGUAAAAGAGAAGGAUUUGAAGUUCCAAUUGCAAGAUUAUUAGCAGAAAAUGGUAGAACAACUAAAAAUCCAGUUUUCGUUGUUGGUGUUUUCAGUGGUAAAAAUAAAUUAGGUGAAAGUUUUGGUUCUUCUUUGAAAGAAGCUAAGAUUAGAGCUUCUGUUAAUGCUUUGAAAAAUUGGUAUUUGUAUAAACCAUUAGAUCCAAAAGUGCCGAGUGAUGAGUCUUAUAAACCAGGAUUAGUUGAUCAUGGUGCAGUUAUUGUUUGA